Molecule: messenger RNA, 1261 nt
Organism: Rattus norvegicus (Norway rat)
Lineage: Eukaryota; Metazoa; Chordata; Mammalia; Rodentia; Muridae
Source: RefSeq, a predicted model, not a curated record
AUGCUCCACCAUGCCUCGCUGACAUUGCUCCAUGUUAGUGAUAUAUUUAUUUUCUCUUCACAAUUAUUGGAUGCAAGCUGGGAAGCCCGGCUGUCUUCAGCUGUCAUCGCCAGGGGAGGAAGGGAGAUCAGGUUUUGGAGUAGGACUCCGAGUGGUUGCAGCAAGUCCGCGGCUCCGGCCGCCAGCUCACCUCCGUGGACAGCCAGGCGCUCACCGGCCUGCUCACCACAGCUCGCGCACCGCCCUCCGGCCGCAGCCCCGGGGCCAGCUCUAGCCAACGGAAGGACUGCCGGAGGGCCAGCACCGGGAGCUGGCUGCAGUAGUCGUCCACAAUUCCCGGAGUCCUGGGGGACCGGUUCCCCCUUCCUUGGUCCCAGCUCCCUCCUCCCGCUCCUCCGGGUGUGCCAGCUAGCCACGAACCAUCGCUACACUCACUCGAGGGCGCCUCCAAGGUUACCCGCGGCUGGGGGCUGGCGCGCGCUGCGGCCACUGGCCUCCUUUGUAGCUCUCCUCUUGCCCUUUGCCAUUCGCUGCCGCAGGGCUGUGGGCUUCCAAGCCCCAAGCCGGACGCGUCCUAAGGCUCAGGGAGGGAAGUUGGGCUGGGAGACAGGCCGGCUCCCGACCCGGCUGGGGGCAGCCUCGGUGGCUCCGGGUGCCUGGAACAGCCAGGUCAAGAGAAGCCGCGGAGGGCCGGGGCUGGGGCUCGUGCAGGCACGCUCAGUGCAGCGCGCUGGGCAUGGGGUGAUGUGGGGGCUGCAGGAGACACCGAGGUGCGAGAGGCAUCCCAGGUCCAUAGAGGGGCAGAGACCAGCCAGCCGCCAAACCUGAGGGGGAAACUAGCUAAAUAAAAGAAGACUGUUAUUUAAGGCGCGGAAAUUUGAAAUAUUUGGACAGGAAGAGAAGAGAAAAGAGACCUUUGCGAGGAAGGAAAAAAAAGUGACUUCCACAUCAUGGGAUAAAGUAAAUGCUGAGAUGUGUGGGACUGCGAGUCAAUUGGACUGGAAAUUUAGAAUUGCCCAACUUUACCGUUGCAAUGGGCAAGAAGGGUUUUAAGGAACUGCCUUCAGUCAUAGUACUAUGCUUAUUUUAUAUAUUGAGUCUAUUUUUACAUUGAAAGGUUUUCCUUUUUGAGCAUCUCUACUAGUACCUUCAAAAGUUUCCUAAGUUUAACAUCAUACUGCCAUUGAAAGUCAAUUCAUGUAGAAUUGUAAAAAAAAAAAAAAAAAAAAAAAUCUUUCUGCAUUCACUUUAGGGAAUGCGA